AUGAAGGACGGUCAUCUUGGACGCUAUCUCUGGGCCGACGCAUUCGGUGUCCUCAACUUCAUCACACUGUUCAAGGAGACGAAGCAAACGCAUUUCUUGGUCUUAGCCGCGAUACUCGUGGAAACAGUACACGACAUCCUCGGUCGCACGCGCGACCUAUCUGCUCGGCUGCCAGGAGCUUCGGACCAGGCCCCGCUAGCCGGUGGCCUACGCAUAGGCAAGAACGAAGCCUCUGGGGCUGAUGGGGAUGGACAAUAUCAUGACUAUCUCACUCUAUGGAUGUUUACGCUCAAUCGAUUAUCCAUUGCGACGGGCGAAACAACCUACAAUGACCAAGCUGUGUCACUAGCAAAGGCGAUACAUCCUGCCAUCAUAGGANAGAUGCCGAUAGACUUGUCUCAUCCCCGAGGCCGUGGCGAAGGUCAUCUCGGUCCUAUGUUUGGCCUCGUCGUUUACCGUAUUCUUCAACAAGCCUGCGGUGACCCGAGAGUAUUGCAGGAUGAGAUCAGCGACUACCAGAAAAUCAUUGAUCAAAAAUGGAAAGCAUACACUUGUUCAGAUACUCUGGAUCUAGGCAUGACACUUUGGGCCGCCCACUGGUAUUCGGAUCAAUACGACUGGGCCAAAGGACUUGCAGAUGCGGCUGUGCGUGAUAUGCGAAUAUUGUUCCAAGAAACGCAUUAUCUAGAUGUUCCGCCAUCACAACGUCUGGCUUUUAGAGAAUUUGGUAUCUGUCUGGGCAUUGGCGUACACCCAACCCAUGAUCUAGAAGCUGUCCGCAAUCAGAUCAUGGUAGCCUGGAAGGAAGCAGGCCGAGUACCUAUCCCAAUCAGAAACACGGCAUUGGAAUGUCUCGAACCGACUGAUCUUGUCAUGUAUGCUGCAGCAUCAUGUCCUGGAGCUNUUCAAAAACAUUAUCUGAAUUGA
Molecule: messenger RNA, 927 nt
Organism: Aureobasidium vineae
Lineage: Eukaryota; Fungi; Ascomycota; Dothideomycetes; Dothideales; Saccotheciaceae
Source: the annotation of a GenBank genome assembly